Messenger RNA from Acinonyx jubatus (cheetah), 1275 nucleotides. Its product is annotated as basic proline-rich protein-like. The transcript is spliced from 9 exons. NCBI's taxonomy places the organism in Eukaryota, Metazoa, Chordata, Mammalia, Carnivora, Felidae. The record is from RefSeq and is a predicted model, not a curated record. The coding region runs from base 1 to 1275 and encodes 424 amino acids.
AUGACUCAGGGCCAGAGCCCCCCCCCACCCCAGCCCCUGGGGGUGCAGCUGGGUGACCCACACCUGCGGCUCACACCUCCCACCCCGGGCCGAGCCCCUCGGGGCAGGCCCCCCGGGAAAGCGCUGAACGACGUCACGCAGCUUCGGCACUGCCCGCGUGGGGCCGAGGGUGCCCCCGAAAGCCCGCACCCCCACAGGACCGGGGUCCUCGUCUUCGUCUCAAAAGGGCCACCUCCUCCGGGGGCCACCACUGCUUUCCAGACCCCGUUCCAGGUCGCCAAGUGCCCGGGCCCUGUUCCUCCGGGAGGCAAGUCGGGGGCUCAGGCGCAACACUGGGGGAUCCCUUGGUCCUCCAAACACUCGGCAGGACAGGAGACCCUGGAGCAGCGCGGAGCCCGCCCGGCAGACGUCCCUGGCGUGGUGCCCAAGCCACAGGGUGAGCCGCCCGGUCGUCGGGGCCCUCGGGAGCCCUCCACGGCUCCAGUAACAGCUGUGCCGGCGACGCACCACCGGCCCGCCUCCGGCGGGGGGCCCCCCUCCGACACGGUGAAGGAGGCCCCCGAGAUGGACUGGUUGGACAGGAGAGUCCCCGCGGUCCCGCGGGUGCUGACGGUCUGGGGCCCCCCUCACUCUACUCUGGGGACCCUCGGCUCACCUGGCUCCUUGAGUCGGGGUCUCUGCUCACCCCCCUCCACCGGCGGGCUGAGGCUGUCCUCCCUGGCCCGCCUGCCCGGCCCUCGGCUGGGGUCUGGCCCCCAAGACUCUACAGAGGCCCUCGGCCUUCUCACCCCGGCCCGCCCCCGCCGUGGCCCCUUCUGCAUCGCACCCUUGCACAAGGGCUCUGCAGUUCAGUGGGAGGCCCUGCUGUCCUUGGCACUGCCGGGCACCCCGUGCCUCUCCGAGAGGGAGGAGUCCGUGCACGGGCACAUGAGGGUCCCCAUGUCCCCGGCCCGGCUCUACCUGGGGGCCCCGCCUCUCGCCUCUGCCUCGGUGCCCCAGAUCCCACCACCAGCCCUUCUCCCUGCGAUCAUUGGUCAGUGCCAAUCUGGUGUCCCCAGCCUACCUGCCGGGGAGGCUGGGGAGCACGCGGGUGCACGUGGAAUGUUCGGGGAGCACCACGUGUCUGCCACAGUGGUGACAUGCCCUUCCCGCCGCGGGCAAUGGCAGGCCCUGAGCGGACGGAGGCCGGACGACCGGGACAGUACCUUCAACGUGCGUUUGCGGCUGGUGUGCCGCCAGGCCCCUGAGAAGGUGCGACAGCAGGUCUCCACCUGA